AAAUCCAAAAUAAUUGUUAAAAGAGCAGAUUAAAAAUCACAUUAACACACAUUAAUAGUGCACCAACAAACAAAGUUGCAGAGAAAUGAUGUUGAAUAUGUCGAAUAAAUUUGAUAGCUAUCAGCAUAGUCUUGGUAGUAGUACUAAUCUUUCGGCAUCAAUGUCAACAGCUUGUUCGGCUGAGUUAACUGCUGCAGCGGCGGCUGUGGCUGCGGCCGCUUCAAAAGCCGAACGUGAAUCGAUACAUUCGGGACAAUUUAUGGUUUCGCAUUUUGAAGCUGAAGAGGAAGCCCAAGAUGAUCUCGCCGAUGCUGGUGAUGCUGGUCUUAUGAUUGAUCCAGAUACGGAAGACUUAACAAAGCAAGAUGAGUCCUAUACUUGUAUGGAAGUGCAAUUGUAUAGACCAUUUAAAAAGUCACAUCUACAGCGUGAUGGAAAUACAUCAGUUGAGUUAAUAACAUCGCAUCUAGAAAUUGAAACAUCAUUAAGAAAACUCUUUAAAUGCAUGAAUUUGGCUUAUAGUCAAAAACUUACAUCGCCUAAAUGGAAUCACUUCAAAGGUAUACGACUGCGAUGGAAGGAAAAAAUUCGUUUAAACAACGUGAUCUGGAGAUGUUGGCACAUGCAGUUUAUCUUAAAACGCAGAACUCCGGUGUGCCAAUUCGCAUCACCCUUGGACGUUGAUAUACAUAGUAAUCCACAAAGCGUCGUGCUGGAAGGUAAAUAUUGGAAACGACAAGUCGCUGUAAUUCAAGCAGAAUACAGGAAAUGGAGACUCAAUUCAAAAUCCAAAGCCAGUGGAUGUUUGACCUACGACAGUAAAAGUGAUUUUGACUUCUUUCAGUUUUCUCCCUCAAGUAGAAGUUACACUUAUAUUGAUGAUUGGACCAAUGAUACACUUUUUUCUUCUAUAAAUGUACCUUUUCCUUUUCCAGACUCAAGAGAAAUCGCUCGUGGUGCUGGUAAUUCUGAUUUCAUACAACCAAGUUUGGGACCCUUACAACCAAAUAUAGACGAUAUCGGAAUAACAUUUGAAGGUAUGUUUAACUUAAUAAAUAUUUUAUUAAGUGAUGUUUUCUCAUUUCUACUUUGUUUUUUUUUUUAUCCAUUAGAACUACUUAAUCCACGUUUGCCACCUGUACCCGAAGAAGGUGCUGAUGAUAUGCUAAAAAGCGUUGAAUAUGGUUUUUCAGCGAUUAUGGGAGCUGACUCGAUGGAUCCGAGUAACAUUAUGGAAAUCACUACAGGUGGCGUUAGUCAAUUACAAAACACUGAGGAUGCAAAUAUGCUGGAGCUAAAUACACCAUUGGACUCAUUACCAUAUGAAGACCUUCAAUCACAAUUUGCACGUCAAACAAAUUCAGAUGCAGUUACACUAUUAGGGAGCCAAGCAACAAACAACUCAGAUAUGGUUGUCUCAGAUGAUACAAUUAUGACUGAUGAGCGCUCAGCUUCAUUGCUCCCAGAAGUCUCUACAUUGACUCGCGCACAGAACAAGCAAUUUAGUAAUAUUUCCGACACAACAUUGGGUAGGCAACUUUGCAAUGAUUUUACUGGCAAAAGUGUCAUUAAAGGACGUAUAUCAAAACCAUUUUCAAGACCUUUUAGACGUGAACCACAUAAUUAUGAUAAGACACAGCCAACAUUGCAUCAAUUUAACAUAUAUAAACAUUUUGCUGAACAACAAAAGGCACAACAACAACAACAUCAGUACCUCCAAACACAAAUGACAGACAAUGUAUUACAAACACAAGCCAAUUCUUAUCAAUGGCAAAAGCAACAACAACAGCAACAAUCUCAACAACAACAACUGCUCUAUUCGACUACAGGAGGUACACUCAUUGGCAAUGGGAACAAUAACUACGCAUUUAACAAUGAUGUGGCUGCCACAAUUGGCGGACUACAUGUAAACAACAAUAUGCUUGGCUUACAGGGUAGUAUAAACAAUGCUGACAACUAUAACUUUGUACAAACAAACAGCAAUGUACAACCACAGACACAGGUGACAACAACGGUUGCUGCAACACCUACACACAACAUAUUGCUUGGGACCAAAAUAGAACAAUCUCCUGCAAAAGUUCUAUCCGUUUAUAAUUUAGCAAAUGCAAACGAUAUUUAUGUUAGCAACAAUAUUGUCAACAAUAGUGUUGGUAGCAAUAAUACAAAUGCUUAUGAACCCUAUUCAAAGUCUGCAUCUACGGGUGCAUAUAUAAAUAUACGCACAUCCACAGUACCCCAAACUUAUAUGCAGGAGCAAUCGCAACAAACAGCCACGCAUAUGCACGCACAAUCAUUGCCAUUAAGUCUAAAUGGACCAUUUUCCGCAUUAGCGAAUUCAUUACAACGAAAUCAAGCACUUGCACAAAGUCAAUUAACGCCUGCUUCUAAUCAACAACAGCAUCAACAACACCAACAGCAGCAACAGCAACAACAACAGCAGCAGCAACAUUUGGUACAGCUGCAUCAGCAGCAGCAACAAGAACAACAACAACAAAAUCAAGUCAAUUUACAAAAAGAAAUGUAUCGAUCCAAUAGUUUACCGCUCAGCGUAACUCGCAUUUCGCAAGAAAAUUUCGUUGUACCGAAAUACACGAAAAACAAUAAAUCACGCACACGUAGUAACUCCAUUCAUCAGCACAGCGUUGGCUCAGCUAGCGGUACAAACAGUAAAAUUUUAGUGUCACAACGAUUACAAGAAGCUAGCAGCGAUCCAAUGCUGAACAGCACAUUGGCACAAUUGCUAACAACUAAUACUAGAAUGCCACAGUUGGGUAAACAACAAAGUUCUUCUACAAGUGCCAUAUCAAGCUUAAAUGUGCCAAUGACUAUUUUACCCUUAUCUUCAAAAACUGCAUCUAAUAAUUCAACAAUGGUCGCUGUGCCUGCUUCUAACAUUUUUAUGCCAUUAACACAAUCUUCACCAACAGCACAAUUGGUUGGUGCUAGUAGUACACAACUGACAACAAAUACAAGUUCAGUGCAAGAAGUGCUACAACGUCAGCAGCACCAAACACAACUGCAGCAUCAACAGCAACAGCAACAGCAGCAACCACAUAAAUCGCCAAAGAAAUCAACAUCAUUGCCAACGCCUAGUGUGACACCAAUGAUAAUGCACAGUCCACCUAACAGUAAGUUAUUAACUUAUCCACCAACACCAUCGACAUCUUCGGUAGCGAGUUCACCACACAUGCGACUUUCACCGGAAUCAUUUCAUGAUCAAGACUCACCGCUUUCACCGAGUCAUAGCAUUAAAUAUCCACGUGAUAUGCAACGACGUGCUGGACAUAUACAUGCUGAACAAAAACGACGUUGCAAUAUUAAAAAUGGCUUUGAAAUGCUUAAUUCACUUAUACCACAAUUAAAACAAAAUCCGAAUGCUAAGUUAAGUAAAGCGGCCAUGUUACAGAAAGGCGCCGAUCAUAUUAAAUAUUUACGAACUGAACGCGCCGCACUUAAAAAGAAAAUGGAGACAUUACAGGCAGAACGAGACGUUCUAAAUAAUUCAUUAACACACCUGCAGUCUAUAUUACCAGCAAAUGGAGCUCCAGUAACACGUCAGGGUACGGAACAUGUUCGUCAAUUGUAUGAACAGUACAUCAAGUAUGGCACUAUGAACAAUUGGAAAUUUUGGAUUUUGGGCCUUAUAUUGGAACCAUUACUAGCUUCAUAUACUUCUUCAGUUUCAAGUGCCAGCAUGGAAGAGCUGCGACGUACAGCAUUUUUGUGGGUUGAACAACAUUGUUCACUCAUUGACUUACGUCCAGCUGUUUCAAAUAAGCUUAAAUACUUAUCCAGAAAUACUGAUAUCUUAUCAGAUCCCCCAUCAACACUGCAAGAAGAAGUCGUAAAGGCCGUUCACAAUACAAACGGUCAGCAUCCAAAUCUACACGGAACUUAACAAUCGAAAUUUGGGAUUAAAGUGAUACAUGCGUUUUGAAACGCCUCUUUUUAUAACUUUUAUUGUUUAUUUUAUGCUCUAAUUUUAUUAAAAUAAUAAUUUUAAUUAUUUUUUUUUUUUUUGAUUUCGAAAGGAAUAGUUACGAUUCUUAUUUAUGAUUUUAUGAAAAAAACAACAACAAUUGUACAAAU
This is a messenger RNA of Teleopsis dalmanni, 4089 nucleotides long. It is a transcript of the gene Mondo, whose product is annotated as protein WBSCR14 homolog. Gene Ontology annotation, molecular function: DNA-binding transcription factor activity, RNA polymerase II-specific; RNA polymerase II cis-regulatory region sequence-specific DNA binding; protein dimerization activity. Lineage: Eukaryota; Metazoa; Arthropoda; Insecta; Diptera; Diopsidae. The transcript has 14 exons. Gene Ontology annotation, biological process: regulation of transcription by RNA polymerase II. The record is from RefSeq and is a predicted model, not a curated record. The coding region runs from base 86 to 3898 and encodes 1270 amino acids. Gene Ontology annotation, cellular component: nucleus.